UUAGAAUGAAUGGACAGAAGCAUUGGCCAUGGGUGGCUGUUGUGGCACUCCUGCUCCUAACAGUGAUGGCAGCGGAAGGAGGCAAAGCGGAGAAACAAGGGAAGAAGGAACGGAAGUCUGACUGUGGGGACUGGCAGUGGAGUGUGUGUGUAGCCAACGAGGGAGACUGUGGACUUGGCACCAGGGAGGGAACCCGCACCGGCUCGGACUGCAAGCAGACCAUCAAGACUCAACGCUGCAAGAUCCCUUGCAACUGGAAGAAGAAGUUUGGAGGGGAAUGCAAGUAUAAUUUCCAGUCCUGGGGCGAGUGCGACCCGGCAACGGGCAAGAUGAACAGAACAGGAGUUCUGAAGCGAGCGCUCAUGGAUGCGACCUGCGCCCCCACCGUUACAGCCACCAAGCCUUGUAGGAAAAUCCCCAAGACGAAACUGCAAGAUGCGAAGAAGCAAAAGGAGGAGGGAAAGAAGCGAGACCGCACCCAAAAGGACUAAGAAGGUUUUUUUCUGCUAGAGAAGAAGGAAGAAGACUGUGGAAAGACAUCCACUGCCCGAUUUCUAUGUGGUUCCUCUUUAUAUGUCCUCUAGGCUGACGGUAGGACAAGUGGAAACAUGGCGUUUAGUGACGUGUUUUAUUUUUUCUUCUUUCUAGCACUUGGUAAACAGCUUGUAUGUUGCUAUAGGAAACAUAAUUCACAGUUGUAGGAAAGGAUAAUGAGAAUUUUUGUUUACUAGUGUUUGCGCUUAAUGAUGAUAUUUUUGUAGGAUUGUUUUCUUAAGAGCAAAUUGCCUAGGGUUUGUUUUACAGUCGAAUACCCUAACUCUAAUUUAAAAAAAAUCUUUGGUUCCUGCUCUGAAUUAAUGAAGCAGUUUGUUAAAUGUUAAGCUUUAAACGUCUUCAUUUAAAAAAAAAAGUAAAAAAGAAAAGAAGACAUUUGCAAUGUUAAAAAAAAGUUAAACAUAACUAUGUGGAACUGUGGAAUGCAUGUAAUAACUGCUGUGCUGUUGUGCAACCUGUUUUUAGUUUGACCUACUCUUGCUGCUGUUAGGAACCAACCUGUUCCCGCAUUUGGUGACAUUCUGACUCUCCCAAAUGUAUCAUCAAUGUAGAUGUCUGAGCUUAACAUUCCCUUGAAUUUCCUCAACAUUUGCAAUAAGAAAAUUGUAAAAUGAGAUGAAAAUUCUGAAAAAAAAAGAAUACCAAAAGCAUUUGCUCUUCCUUCUUGUGUCCUCUGUCGAUCGAAUAAAACGAAAUAAAAAACUAAUUUCAAACACA
Molecule: messenger RNA, 1272 nt
Organism: Menidia menidia (Atlantic silverside)
Lineage: Eukaryota; Metazoa; Chordata; Actinopteri; Atheriniformes; Atherinopsidae
Source: the annotation of a GenBank genome assembly